AUGUCCUUUCGAGAAGAAUUCGCCGACUGGUUUCAGCUGACCGCCCAAGCCUCAUUUGGCCACGCCCGACUGCGAGAAGAAGAGUCCCCGAUCGAUCGAGUCGAGCACCUUGCUGAGGAUGUCUUCAGCCUCGUGCGUCACGACAGCGUGGUUGUAUACCUUGUUGCCAGCGCGUUGGAGAUGGAGCUUCUAACGAAGGAACUCAACAAAAAGAAGCCAGAGUUUAUGGCAGCGGCGAAGAAUACCUUGGAGAUAUUCGACUAUGCGAUCUUUUAUGCCCUUCCGACAACCACUGCACGCCUGCGAGUGUUGACAUUGUCAGACUCGGACGAGGUCGAGCCGUCUCUAUGGCAGUGCUUGGCCCGUGUGCGUCGAUCGACAUCAAACUUCGACCAUGUCAAGCUUCUCCCACGCACCAAGCUUUCUUCCGCCGAGGACACAAACAGUCCUACCAUCACAUUUGAGCCCUGGCGCGAAGAUGAAGACUUCGUCGAGAUUGUUGCGCACUCUGUCGUGGACAAUGCCAUCCGCCACAAGUCGUCAGUCAUUGUGUGUAAUGUACUGCAGUACGCGCAACUUCGUGGCAAGAUCGAUGCCAUUAGGGAGGAUAACGCCCCCCCAUGUACUUCAAACUUGGAGGGUACAACUCAAAACAUUAUUCAGUGUUUCCAGCAAGUUCCUCGAUCUCACGAAAUGGUUGAUCAAAUGUAUAUCUUUUGCAUCGUUACUACAAAUCAAGUACCGGUGCAGUUGAAUCGUCUUGCCGGCGUCUUUAUUGGAAUCGAGGUCUAUCGUGCGAAUUGGGAGACAGGUCGUAUUGUAUACGACCGUGCGCCGCGAUCACAGCGCGAGGUUUUUCAGGCCAUGUCCUGCGUUUUCCACAGCUCGUUUCCCGAGGUGACAAUCAGGCACCCAGUCAUCGAGCACCUGCCUCUCAACCCGGCUCGCAAAUUAGGGAGCAGUGAACUCUGGGCCUUCAUCGCCAAUCUCGCACUGGCUUUACAGGGCGACCAAGUCAGGCUGGAGCGAAUCGCUGGCUGUUUUGUGGACGAGUCCCGAUUCUACAUCACAUUGCAGCAACUCGAUUCCAUGGGGUUUUUAAAAUAUCGGCAGGUUCGCAGCCACGACUUCCAAAUCUACUUUCCACGAGAGAGGGUAGUUUGGUGCGUUGAACGACUGCUUCCAUUGUUGGACUACGACUUCGAGGCCGCCUGGCUGCUCGCCCUCGGCCUAGGCGACGAACAAACAAGCCAGUCAGCUCAGCGCGCCAUAGCUUACAUUACGGCUAUUGCUACGACUGAGCGUGCUGGACAUGGUAUCGAUGCAGUAUUCAACAAGCCAGAUCUGCGCAAGGCUUUGGAUCAUGCUCUCACAAUGAUGCUGUCGGGCCAGAGCGACCCCCUCACGCCUGAAUUGCAGACCCUGUUCGGGACUACGGGUUCUUUCCCUGUGUAA
This is a messenger RNA of Cordyceps fumosorosea ARSEF 2679, 1455 nucleotides long. RefSeq lists its product as hypothetical. Bases 1 to 1455 code for a protein of 484 amino acids. The record is from RefSeq and is a predicted model, not a curated record. NCBI's taxonomy places the organism in Eukaryota, Fungi, Ascomycota, Sordariomycetes, Hypocreales, Cordycipitaceae. The transcript is spliced from 2 exons.